Rotaria sp. Silwood2 is the source of this 606-nucleotide messenger RNA. NCBI's taxonomy places the organism in Eukaryota, Metazoa, Rotifera, Eurotatoria, Philodinida, Philodinidae. The record is from the annotation of a GenBank genome assembly.
AUGGCUGCAUCACAUCCUGCACGUCUCAAGGGUAUUCUAUCAGUAACUGUACUAAAAGCUAACAAUUUAAUCAAAGGUGAUUUAUUUGGCCAGAAUGAUUGUUAUGCAGUGAUUUCACUUGAAGAUCUUCCCUUAAACGCAAAAAUGGAGGCUGGAGAUAAGUCACAACAAACAGAAACAUGCCAGCAGACGCAGAUUCACGAUGGUUGUGAUCCCAUUUUCAAUGAAAAAAUUUUAUUUCCUAUAACAAAGGAAUUAAAUACGCUGCACAUUCAACUAUGGGAUUCAGAUAUUGGAAAUGACGAUCUUUUAGCUCAUGGAACAUUUAGUUUCUCAGACAAUAAUCAAGGCGGUCAAUUUAAUAUGAAUACGAACAAAGAAUGGCUUCAUACCGUAACUAUUUCCAUGGCCAAUAGAAAACGUGGACAUGGUGGUACACUAGAACUUGUUCUUCAUUUUAUUCCAGAGACAAUCGGUGUCUAUAUCGGCAAAAAAUUCAAUGCUGCUCAAGCAGAGGUGAAGAAGAAAUUGACACAACAGAUAGUAGGAAAAAUGACCAACGUGGCUUCAGACAAAAUUCGAGGAUACGUUGGCAUCAGUGAUUGA